AAUCCCUUCAUCCCUCUCCCUCUGCUGGUCAACCGGGAAACCCUACCCGAUAAAGAAGUGACUAUGAAGGAGGAGAUAUUGAGCGGCGUCUCGGAAAGCCUAGAGGAGAAAGAAGGCAUCCAACAGAUCUGAAUCAAGUUAGGGUUUCUAUUUGGAAGCUCAAUCAUGUCUGCUCUGAAAGAACUUCUCCCCCCGGCAAAGUCCACUACAUCAUCCUACUAUGACCACUCCAAGGAUUCCUGGUUCAAGGAUCGGUUCAGCUCCUCCGCCUCCGAUCCCUCACAGCCUGCUACCGCCGUCAAGCCAAACCCUAUCCCACCCUACGGAAAACGCUCCGGCUUCGUUCCGAGGAGGCCGGAGGACUUCGGCGAUGGCGGCGCUUUUCCCGAAAUUCAUGUUGCUCAGUAUCCUCUCGGCAUGGGAAGAAAGGAAGAGAAGCCGGGCUCCAAGAUCCUUCCCCUCACCGUCGAUUCUCAAGGGAAGGUGGCCUUCGAUGCGAUCGUUAGGCAGAACGAGAACGCAUCAAAAAUCGUCUAUUCGCAGCACAAAGAUCUCGUUCCUAAGGUCUCCGUGGAAGAAGACGAAGAAUCGGAGGAAUUGCAGAAAGAGAUUGAAGAAACCACUCAGCGCACAAAGGCUGCGCUGGAGAAAAUCGUGAACGUGAGGCUGAGCGCAGCACAGCCGAAGAAUGUUCCGACGCAAUCACAAGAAUCGAAGUACAUCAAAUACAAGCCUUCCCAGCAAUCUGCUGCGUUUAACUCUGGGGCGAAGGAGAGAAUUAUAAGGAUGGUGGAGAUGCCUUCUGAUCCUCUCGAGCCUCCCAAGUUCAAGCACAAGAGGGUCCCGAGAGCCUCCGGCUCCCCGCCGGUGCCGGUGAUGCACUCUCCACCAAGGCCUGUUACUGUUAAAGAUCAGCAGGAUUGGAAGAUCCCGCCUUGCAUUUCGAACUGGAAGAACCCUAAGGGUUACACAAUUCCUCUGGAUAAGCGUCUUGCUGCUGAUGGAAGGGGGCUUCAGGAGGUGCAGAUUAAUGAUAACUUUGCUAAGCUGUCGGAGGCUUUGUAUGUGGCUGAGCAGAAGGCGAGAGAAGCUGUUGCUAUGAGAUCCAAGGUGCAGAGGGAGUUGAUGCUGAAGGAGAAAGAGAGGAAGGAGCAGGAGCUUAGAGCUUUGGCACAGAAGGCAAGAUCAGAGAGGACUGGCAUUGCACCUGCUCCUACUGCUCCUGCCCAUAAUAAGGCUAUGCUUGAUGAUGUGGAGGAUGAUGAUGAUGAUUUAGGAAUGGAACGACAUGAGCCAUCCCUUCGCAAGGAGACGAGGGAGGAAAGGGAAGAAAGGCUGCAGCGGGAUAAGAUUCGUGAGGAGAGGAGGCGCGAGAGGGAGAGGGAGCGGCGGCUUGAGGCGAAGGAUGCUGCAAUGGGGAAGAAGAGUAAAAUAACGAGAGAUAGAGACCGGGAUAUCAGUGAGAAAGUUGCUCUGGGGAUGGCUAAUACUGGAGCAAGACAGAGUGAAGUUAUGUAUGAUCAGAGACUUUUCAACCAAGAUAAAGGAAUGGAAUCCGGCUUUAAUGCUGAUGACCAAUACAAUAUUUAUGAUAAGGGCCUUUUCACUGCACAACCUACAUUGUCUACUCUGUAUAGGCCAAAGAAAGACACUGAUUCUGAAAUGUAUGGAGGUUCUGAUGAGCAGUUGGAGAAGCUUAUGAAGACGGAUAGGUUCAAGCCUGAUAAGGCUUUCUCUGGUGUGCAAGAUAGACCUUCUGGUAGCAAGAGAGAUAGGCCUGUGGAGUUUGAUAAGCAGGAGGAGAAUGAUCCCUUCGGUUUGGAUCAGUUCUUGACGGAGGUGAAGAAAGGGAAGAAGGCGAUGGAUAAGAUUGGUGGAGGGGGUACAAUGAAAUCAAGUGCAGGGUCGUCGAUGAGAGAUGACUUUGAGGGAGGGGGUUCGGGAAGGACUCGGAUUGCAUUUGAGCGGGGACGCUGAGAGAUGGCUAUGAAAGAAGGUUUAUCACUAGCUUAUGAAGUAUCACAAUCUAUGUUGAAGAUUUAAGUAUUCAACUUUUAGGCUUUGUCUGCAUUUUAUUUUAAGCAUGUGUGAUGUUUUAUGUGUAAUCAAAAUUGUGAGAGUUUGCAUUUUAGUAUGGAAUAUAGAGUUAACAAAUAAAUUCUCUCA
Messenger RNA from Phalaenopsis equestris, 2166 nucleotides. Its product is annotated as SNW/SKI-interacting protein. The coding region runs from base 166 to 1977 and encodes 603 amino acids. The record is from RefSeq and is a predicted model, not a curated record. Gene Ontology annotation, cellular component: spliceosomal complex. The transcript is spliced from 2 exons. NCBI's taxonomy places the organism in Eukaryota, Viridiplantae, Streptophyta, Magnoliopsida, Asparagales, Orchidaceae. Gene Ontology annotation, biological process: mRNA splicing, via spliceosome.